Messenger RNA from Puccinia triticina, 849 nucleotides. RefSeq lists its product as uncharacterized. Lineage: Eukaryota; Fungi; Basidiomycota; Pucciniomycetes; Pucciniales; Pucciniaceae. Bases 1 to 849 code for a protein of 282 amino acids. The transcript is spliced from 2 exons. The record is from RefSeq and is a predicted model, not a curated record.
AUGCCUCUAUGGAGAGGCGAGAACGAUCAGCUGAACUCCGAGACCGCUCCAUCGCCGAACAGCUGGGACAUGUGUCGCCCCCUCGUCGUCCUCCUCAAGCAGUGGCUCAAGAAGCUCUCAAUACCGAAAAUCAAUACCCACCUUUUGAGCCACAUCUUGGCGGCAAUGAUGAUCGACUUGCUACACCUGAAGAAGACCUCCCAAGUACUGCGCAUGCUGCAUACCAUCGGGCCCGCCGUUAUGCAGAGACACGGGAGAGGACCAGUCAACUCUGGAGUCAACUCGAGUCAAGUGUCACAGCUACAUUCACUCUUCGUCAGAGAAUCACCACCAACUUCACCACGCAACCAAGUGGGUACGAAUUACCCCCAGAUACCUGCACCUGCAGCCCAUCAGAAAUACACACGAGAAAGGUUGACCUAUUUGACAUGCUCUGCUUAUGUUGAAGUAUGCACAUUACAGCUAGACUGGAACGACAAACUUAUCAAGGUGUUUCAAAGGACGAUGUCACAAGAUGGAGACAAGAAUCUACUCAGCACAUGGAACAAACAAGUUUUGCGAAUCAAACAUGCAAUCACUAACAAUCUUCUCUCAGGCAUCCCAGGCGACUGUGCUGAUCUUGUUCCAUUUAUGAAUCAAAACAAUCACCUGGACUUGCUGUUGCCUCUCAAUGAAAAUGGACCAGAUGAAGAUGACAACGAGCAAGAAUAUUUCGAAAACAUGGAACAUAUACUCUCUGAAACAAUGCGCGCCAAUCUUUUCCAUGAAGCAGCUGAAACUCCUGUUUCUGUUGAUGAAGAAACAGAUCAUCAAUCUGGUACUAUUAAUCCAUAUGCACACGCACCUUGA